UUUUUUUUUUUUUUUUUUACAAUUUGGCCACUGCUAACACACUCUCGUCAGCUUCGGAAGUGUGUGGUGAAUAGCUGAUUGAGUGGAUCAGGGAGGUACAUGCUGGGAUACUACUUCAGAAAGGUUGCCAUAGGUACCAGGAACGGCUGGUAAAUGAAACUUUCCGAAAGAAAUAUUAAUUUGUGGUUUCUAUGACUCCAUUCAUUCUUGGAUCCAAAUAUAUCCAGAAUAUAUUCAACAUGAAAUGAUUUGAAUUUUUGGCAUAUUAAUGGAAUGAUCACCAGUUGCCGGAGUCUGACCAUCUGUGCAGGACCAUCACAGAUGCUUAUAUUAGAGACGUCCAUCAUCCAUUAGGUCCAUUAAAGCAGCAUUAUACCACAUGUUACCUUGUUACCAUGACAGACCACCAUUAUAUGGCUUAUAGGUGAAUUAUAUUACAUUCUGACUCAUUAUCAACACAUACAGUAUAAUUAUUUACCAUCAGGAACGAGUGUGUGAUUUUUAACAGUUUGUUUUAAAUAAAAAUAUCAUUGGCUGGUUGAUUUGUGCAUUUCGCAACGGCUAAAUCAGUGCACUGUAUUAACUGAAUGUUUUCUUCUUCUUAGCACUAUUAGCUAGCUGAACGAUCUGUGUGUGUGUGUGACUUCCUUUCUCACUUUGCUCACUUUUCUGUGUUCUUAUGUCAGAGGGGGCCAGUCUCUCUCUCUCUCUCUCUCUCUCUCUCUCUCUCCCUCUCUCUCUAUAAGGUGACCUGCUCCAGCUGUGAUCCUCUAUAAAGCUCCACAAGCCACACACUCACACCGGCUCUCUGCGGAUUUAACUCCAGAUUUCUAACCGGUGACUCAAUUCCCUGAGCGAGAGGUGGAACACACAGUAAAAAAAAAAAAAAAAGACAAAAAAAAAAGAGGAGUCUAUGGAUAUCUGACUGCUGUGGACUGACUCUUUGAAGCUGCUGCAGGAUUAAUCCUUUUUAAUCACCUGGAAUAUUAGAAAUUCUUCUUUUUCCCUCAGGAUCUGAGCAGGACGGUGAGAAAAUGUUUUCUCCAAGGAGUGGAAGGAUGCAAGCAGUUGUGUGCAGCGUGCUGCUGUUUACUCUCAGUGCUGCUGGAGAAGUGAUGCGAGGCUGUUCGGGGCCGUGCUCGUGCCCCCUGACGCCCCCCUCGUGCCCGGUGGGAGUGAGCUUGGUGCUGGAUGAGUGUGGCUGCUGUAAGGUGUGUGCACAGCAGUUUAACCAGGACUGCGGCCUGGACAAACCCUGCGACUACAUUAAAGGCCUGCGCUGCCACCUAGGGGCUGGAGGAGACCCGCAACGCGGCCUGUGCAGGGCUGACACUCAGGGUCGGCCGUGCGAGUUCGGCGGUCGCGUGUACCAGCACAGCGAGGAUUUCCAGCCCAGCUGUGAGCACCAGUGCAGCUGCAUGGACGGCGUGGUGGGUUGCAUGCCACUCUGUCCACACCGUGUCCCCCUGCCUGCCUGGCACUGCGCCAACCCCCGCCUGGAGACGCCACCAGGCCGCUGCUGCGAGGAGUGGGUGUGUGACGACGACAACCGCAUCAAUGAAGCGCCCCGUGACUCGCCGCCUGCGCAGCCACACGUGAACCACAUCAACAAACUGCUGCACACUUUCAUGGAAAGAUCAGGAGACGCCUUUCAAGAGUGGACAUCACUGUCCGUAUCUCGAGUUCCUUUUCCAUCCUCCAAGUGUGUUCCUCAGACCACAGACUGGUCCGAGUGCUCCGCCUCCUGUGGCUUCGGCAUCUCCAGCCGUGUGACCAACACGAACCCGCAGUGUAAACUGGUCCGAGAGACACGUCUCUGUCAGAUCCACAAGUGUGACACUGUGCUGGCUGUCGGGAAAGGGAAGAAAUGCAGACGGACGCUGAGGUCCCGAGAGCCGGAGCACAUCUCGUUCGGUGGCUGCACCACAGUGAGGCGGUACAGGCCCAAAACAUGUGGCUCGUGCACUGAUGGCAGAUGCUGUCGUCCAUCUGAGACUCGCACCGUACGUCUGCGCUUCCGCUGUCCAGACGGAGAAAGCAUCACACACAACGUCAUGUGGAUCCAACGCUGUCACUGCAGCAAGAGCUACUGCAGCGCAAACGGAGACAACUCGCCUCCUUCUGUUAUCCUGCACAACGACAUCCACACCUUCUCACACUGAUCACACACACAUUACACACUAUCAUCUGCACCCUCAUUAAAGGAGGAGUCUGAUGAUAAAAAAAACUUUCAGUUAAGACGUAUUUCGUGUCUGAAGUUUGCUUCUUUAGCUUCUUUUUUGCACUGUCACUACGAUGCUAAUUCAGCUAACAAAUAAGUAGAAGCAGAAGUCUAUCUCAUGCAAAAUUAUUUCCAUAAAAGGAUACACAUCCAGCUAUUUAUAUACUAGCUUUAGGUGACAUUGUUAAACUUCAGUAAGUUACUCCAGACACCAGGCAGUGGAAAAAGCAGUGAGGCAGACGGCAAAGAAAGCAGCUAAAUGUAUGUCUGAAAAUAUUUCAGACCCGACGAAGCCGAUUCUAUAGUCAACUGCGUGACACUACACUUAAAAAAGUCACUGUCAAAGUUAACACUUUAUUACGUUACAUAAAGUGGUGUGUGCAAGGCAGGUUUUUAAUCCCACCCACUCCUGAAGGAAUUCCUCCCGUCGUUUUUUUGUUGCGGAAUAAAAUUGAAAUGAAAUCCGU
Messenger RNA from Pangasianodon hypophthalmus (striped catfish), 2688 nucleotides. RefSeq names its product cellular communication network factor 1, like 2 (gene ccn1l2). Gene Ontology annotation, cellular component: extracellular region. Bases 1035 to 2162 code for a protein of 375 amino acids. Gene Ontology annotation, biological process: signal transduction. The record is from RefSeq and is a predicted model, not a curated record. The transcript has 5 exons. Gene Ontology annotation, molecular function: protein binding. Lineage: Eukaryota; Metazoa; Chordata; Actinopteri; Siluriformes; Pangasiidae.